Esox lucius (northern pike) is the source of this 3886-nucleotide messenger RNA. It is a transcript of the gene usp44, whose product is annotated as ubiquitin specific peptidase 44. The coding region runs from base 278 to 2509 and encodes 743 amino acids. Gene Ontology annotation, biological process: protein deubiquitination. The record is from RefSeq and is a predicted model, not a curated record. Lineage: Eukaryota; Metazoa; Chordata; Actinopteri; Esociformes; Esocidae. Gene Ontology annotation, cellular component: cytoplasm. The transcript has 6 exons. Gene Ontology annotation, molecular function: cysteine-type deubiquitinase activity; zinc ion binding.
CUCAUACUAGGCAACAACGUCACUUGACGCUACCCUACCGCGUACGUGCUCGAGCCUAGACCACGCGACCAGAGUAGACAACAAGAUGGCGACCGUUUUAGUAUCAGAAGAAUAAGUGCCGUGAAGGAUAGCUAGCUAGAUAAAGGCAUGCCGUGGGAGCACCCCGUUUCUCAGCUCGCCACGGUCACCAUGGUGAUGUGAAGCCCCAGUGUGGACGUGUCACAUCCACUCAGCCACAGACCCGGACGAGGGCUAAUCCGCCCAGCAGGCGUGUGCCAUGGACAGGUGUAAGCACGUGGGGCGGCUGCGGCUGGCCCCGGAUCACUCCAUCCUCAACCCGCAGAAGUGGCACUGCGUGGACUGCAACACCACCGAGUCGGUGUGGGCCUGCCUGGGCUGUGCCCACGUGGCGUGCGGCCGCUACAUCGAGGAGCAUGCGCUGCGGCACUUCCAGCAGCAGAGCCACCCGCUGGCCAUGGAGGUCAACGAGCUCUACGUCUUCUGCUACCUGUGCGACGACUACGUGCUCAACGACAACGCCACGGGAGACCUCAAGCUACUGCGCUCCACACUGAGCGCCAUCCAGAGCCAGCGCUACGAGGUCACCACGCGCUCAGGGCGCACGCUGAGGUCGUCCAGCGCCCCGCCUGACGCCCCCCAGCUCUGCGGGGCCAGCGAGACGCAGCUGAGGGACGAGGACCGCAUGUUCACGGCGCUCUGGCACCGACGCCGGGCGCUGAUGAGCCGAGUGUUCAGCUCGUGGUUCAGCCUGACGGAAGGUGGGAGGCGGAGAGAGGAGGAGGAGAGGCAGAGAGAAGAGGAGGAGGAGAAGAGGAGGGAGUUGAGAGAGAGGAGGAAGGAGUUGAAGAGACAGUUACAGGAGGAGCUGGAUGGCACGCCACCCAGGAAGAGCAACCGGCUCAGGACAGCCAGCCAGAGAGCCGCCGCCGCCGUCACUCUCCGUCCCAAACGCACCCCUUGCACACCCCAGGCCCCUUUAACCCCCCAACCAAGGACCCAGAGCCCCGCCACUCACACCCCAAAGAGAAGGGGACGCCCUCCCAAAAGUGUCGCUUCCAAACCCGCCCGCAGCUCCACCCCCUCCUCUGCUUCCAAAGGCAGACCCAGGGCCUCCUCUGCCCUCUCCGCAACCGCACGGCGAGCCCCCUCCCCGGCCCCCCGACGAACCCCCUCCAAACAGGGAGACUCGCCGCUUAAACGGCGGCCCACGGUCACCCCGGGUGUCACCGGUCUGCGAAACCUAGGCAACACGUGCUACAUGAAUUCCAUCCUGCAGGUGCUAAGCCACCUCCACGUCUUCAGGGAGUGUUUCCUCCGGUUGGACCUGACGCAGGCCCUGGAGCUGCUGGCCUCGGCUGUCCACGGCCAGCUUGUGGUCCCCAGUUCCGGGGGCCCAUCCUCCUCCUCCUCGCUGGCCCAGAAGAGAGGCCCCCAGGCAGGAGCGGGGCUGAGCGGCGGGGCCUCCAGAGCACGCAGCAUGGAACUAAUCCAGCCGAAGGAGCCUAGCUCCAAGCACAUCUCCCUGUGCCACGAGCUUCACACCCUCUUCCAGGUGAUGUGGUCAGGCAAGUGGGCGUUGGUGUCGCCCUUCGCCAUGCUGCAUUCGGUCUGGCAGCUGAUCCCAGCCUUCCGGGGUUACGCCCAGCAGGACGCCCAGGAGUUCCUGUGUGAGCUGCUGGACAAGGUGCAGCGGGAGCUGGAGAGCACGGGCACACGCACACUGCCUGCUGGCGUGUCAACCGGACAGAGACGUCUCAUCAAGCAGGUGCUCAGCGUUGUUAACACCAUCUUCCAUGGACAGCUCCUCAGCCAGGUAACAUGUUUAGCGUGUGACCACCGCUCCAACACGGUAGAGCCGUUCUGGGACCUGUCGCUGGAGUUCCCAGAGCGUUACCACAGCAACAGCCGGGAGAGUGCAUCGCAGGUGUCGUGCCGGCUGACUGAGAUGCUGGCCAAGUUCACUGAAACCGAAGCCCUGGAGGGCAACAUCUACGCAUGUGACCAGUGCAACAGUAAGCGCCGAAGGUUCUCCUCCAAACCUGUCAUUCUGACUGAAGCUCAGAAACAGCUAAUGGUUCAUAAACUGCCUCAGGUCCUGCGCUUGCACCUCAAACGCUUCAGGUGGUCCGGGAGGAACCACAGGGAGAAGAUCGGGGUCCACGUCAGCUUUGACCAGCUUCUCAAUAUGGAGCCGUAUUGCUGCAGAGAACCAUCUCCCAAGGGCUCUCCAUGCUCCAGUCCCGCCCUAGCAGGCUCACCGCGACCCCAACACUUCCUGUAUGAGCUGUCAGCCGUGGUGAUGCAUCAUGGGAAGGGCUUUGGCUCUGGCCACUAUACUGCCUACUGCUACAACAAAGAAGGAAGGUUCUGGGUGCACUGUAAUGACUCGAAGCUGAACGUGUGUUCUGUGGAGGAGGUUUGUCGUGCCCAGGCCUACAUCCUCUUCUACACGCAACACCUCACUCAGGACAAAGACAGGCCGCUAUAGGACCAGGCGGCGCAGAGCCCCGCCGCCCUCCCCCACCGAGCCGCCCUCCCCCACCGAGCCACCCUCCUCCGUACCUCAGCAGCCCAGUGAGAUAUCAACAUCACCAAAGCAUCUCAAUGAUCUUUCAAUCAAUAUUUUUCUAAAAUCAGAGAGACUAAGACACAAACUGCUUUUAAAAACAUGGUUCUGCUUUGUGAAUUUCUUGUAUAUGGUGUUUAUAUGGGUUUUCAAAAAUGUUUGAUAGUGUACAGGUGUAUUUUAUAAAGAAAGUAUUAGCCCAGGUCUGGGUUGUAUCAGAACACGCCUUGUCAGGAGGAAGUCAGAGACUUGGGCCAGGUGUGACUGUCUGUAAAUGUCCUCUAUCAGUAGUGCAUGUUUAUUCGGGUGUCACUUUCUGCUCCUCUGUGAUUGGUGACUCACUUUCUGCUCCUCUGUGAUUGGUGAUUGUCAGUUUCUAAAUCCAUUUGAAUCAGCGAAAAAUGUUUCUCACAGCCACUUUAUACAUUUGACUAAGGGAUGUCAUUCAGUCAAAUAGUCAACUGGAAUGUAGAUUUAAGUAAUUACUUCCAUAAACUUUCUUUGGUUUUUCAGCCCUUUAUCUCUCGCAGUAGUACUUAAGGAUUGGUCAGGAAUGCUUUUUGAUUGGUUACUGACCUCAACCAAAGCAUGAGGGAAAUGUUUCGAACAAGUUUUUCUCAAGACAAUUACAGGAGAUUUGCAGGAUCUUUUUUGUAAACAUUUGCUGAUGGUUUGUUUUGACUAAAUUCUGCGUGCUACACCGUCUUUAUAAGAAUGUAUAAUGUCCUUAGUCAAGCUGAAGUUUUUUGAUUGAUAAUGGUAUCCCUAUAGCAGAUGUGGCUGCCAGUUUUACUAGUCAUAGAAAAGUGCCCUUUAUCAGAACAGAUUUAUUUUUGUAGUGACUGACAGAGGCGUAUUUGGUAUCAGUUCUUUGUAGCAGAGACUAAAAUCCAGUCCGACCUAGGCCAGCAUUUAAAACAUUGAAUGUAUUUUUGUACACUGAGAUCUUGUUUUUUCAAAGGUCCUAAGUUGUAUUCUAAAAUCAGGCCAUUGACUGUUAGAUUUGUAGUUUUUUAAUUGAUCCUUCCCCGAUCAGAAUCACCAGCAGUUUCUUGUCUUUAGAGAGCUGACCUGUCUCCAGUAUGCGUGUCGUGUGUGUACAGGAUAUACGCACCGAAUUUGUCAGAGUUAAAUAGCCUGACUAACGUUAUCAGAUGAUGAUAUGAUUGAGACAUUGCUUUGCUGGAGAAUCUGUGGUGUGUAGUUGCUGACAGUUGAGAAGUUUGUUCUUUUGGAAAGGUUUUGUAACAAAUUGUUUACUCUAGGACCCAACAACAUGGUCCAAAAAAAAAAAAAAAA